GCUGUCCGUACUUAUCUAACCCUAAACGCACAAAAUAAAAAUUCUCUCAGGCAUCGAACAUCAAAUUAGUUUUAAAAGCCCGCUUUAAACCCUAAAAUCUAAAUUCGCAGCUAAACCAAGUAAGAAAGAGAGUGAAUAAAAAAGCUAUGAAGAAGAAAAAUCAAACAGCUGGAAGUGGAAGUGGAAGUGGAAGUGGCGACAUGGAUGACAAGGAUCAAGAAUGGGACAUCAAGAAGAUUAUGAAAGAUAUCGAGUUCUUCAGUGCCUCGCAUAUGACAUGGAAAGAGAGGAAAGAAUUAGAAAACCAUAAAGUACUCUCUCUCGGUGGAAAGCCUCCUAAGAAGCAAAGACUACCUUUAAGUGUAGCCCGUGUGCAAAUGAAGAAACAAAAGGAAAGAGAACAGAAAAUGCUUGAAAUGAGGGAACAAGAGAAUAUGGUUCUUGGAAGAUUUGGAGGUGGUAGUGGUGCUAGACGAACAGUCGAGAAGCGCAAACUUGAGGACAGGGUGCUGAGGUCAACUGAAGGUCAUUUUAAAAAUGGCAUACUUGAUGUGAAGCAUUUGUUGAGUCGAGCGUCAUCUAGAGAUGAUGGUUCUAGCAGUCAUAUGUUCAACAAAGGGAAGAAGCACAGUGGCAAAAGGAGAGAUGAUGGUUCUAGCAGUCAUAUGGUCAGCAAAGGGAAGAAGCACAGUGGCAAAAAGAACAAGGGAAAGAAAAAAGGUGGUGGAAGGAAGCGCCAUUGAAAGCGGGCCUAAUUUGAGCUAUUUCAAUAACAGCAGUGAUAGAAUCUCAGUGUUGCUUCUAUCAUCUUUCAAAACCUGGAUCUUGAAUGGUCCUUACAAGAUCCUUGAUUCGGUAUUGGCACAAUGUAUGAGAAAAAUUUCGAGCGGUUGCGUUUUUGUUUUGGUUGUUUAUAAAGAGCCUUCUGUAAUUGUUGGGUUCAAUUUCUCAAGGAUAGCCUUCCAUGUAGCAUCUUUUCUUUAGACCAAGACCAGUUUUGCAUUUCUUCACUCUUGAUAAACACGACUGAUAUUGAAGAUCUUGAGACCAUGUUUCACUUAUAUGCAUGGGGUCUGAAUUCUUGCUA
This is a messenger RNA of Populus euphratica (Euphrates poplar), 1087 nucleotides long. RefSeq names its product axoneme-associated protein MST101(2) protein. The transcript has 5 exons. Gene Ontology annotation, cellular component: nucleolus. The record is from RefSeq and is a predicted model, not a curated record. Bases 147 to 743 code for a protein of 198 amino acids. Gene Ontology annotation, biological process: maturation of SSU-rRNA from tricistronic rRNA transcript (SSU-rRNA, 5.8S rRNA, LSU-rRNA). NCBI's taxonomy places the organism in Eukaryota, Viridiplantae, Streptophyta, Magnoliopsida, Malpighiales, Salicaceae.